GUAUAUAAAAGAACGGAAGGAUGGAGCAUCCAGUGAAUCCGUUUCAAGUAUCGCGAGGGAAUUCCCAAAUAUUAAGCACACGACGAGUUCCAAGAAAAUUUGUUCGUCCGUGAUAUAAAGCGCAGAUAGUGGAAAAAUGGCCCGUUUGUCCAACAUUUUUAUUGUUGUGUGUGUAUUGCCGGUAAUCCUAAUUUACGGACAAACCCAAUUGCCAGGGGGUGGUGUAGCGAUAUCGAAAACUUGUUUCGGUUGCAUAUGCGAAGCUGCUUCUGGAUGCAAUGUCACAGUGGGUUGCGAUGAAUCUGUUUGCGGACCAUUUCGUAUAACGUGGAGCUACUGGGCCGAUAGCGGAAAGCCAACACUCCAGGGUUCGAAUCAGGACAAUGACGCGUAUUCACGAUGCGUGAACGAUCCAUACUGCGCGGCUCGUUCUGUACAAGGCUACAUGGAUAAGUUUGCCCAAGAUUGUAACGGAGACGGUGUCAUCAAUUGCGACGACUUCCUUCGCAUUCAUCGACUCGGUGGAUACGGAUGUAGCGGUCCUCUAAACUCAAACUACGAAAGUACUUACAAGUUAUGCAUGAAAACAUUCGAAAAUGUUUAAUUAACAAACAACGAAAUAUAAACGUUGACGUAUCAAAGCAUAUUACAUGUAUUCUUAUUAUUACGAAAUUGCAUAAUAUUUGAAUAAACCGUAAAAUAUUCUUCAA
Molecule: messenger RNA, 710 nt
Organism: Hylaeus anthracinus
Lineage: Eukaryota; Metazoa; Arthropoda; Insecta; Hymenoptera; Colletidae
Product: invertebrate-type lysozyme 3-like
Exons: 4
Coding region: 137-604 (155 amino acids)
Molecular function (GO): lysozyme activity
Source: RefSeq, a predicted model, not a curated record